This is a messenger RNA of Paramecium sonneborni, 563 nucleotides long. NCBI's taxonomy places the organism in Eukaryota, Ciliophora, Oligohymenophorea, Peniculida, Parameciidae. The record is from the annotation of a GenBank genome assembly.
AUUCAAUCAUAUAUCUAAAAAUGAGUUUGAGUUGGCUGGUGUCUCCUAAAUUACAUAAAACUACUAAUGGCUAUUUUAUAAAUCAUGAAAAUAUUAAGAUAAGAGAUGACUAAUAUUUUAUUAUAUUGCAAGUUAGACACCAGAAAAGAUUACAAAAGAUGAUCACUCAAAAUACAUCAAAGAGAAAUUCACAGAUGUUGAUGUCAGAUCUGGAAUAUUCUCUUUUGGUGGUAUAUUUUGCAUUAGCAACAAUGAGGGAAUUAAUUACAUCAAGAAUAACUAAUCGUCCAAUAUUAAAUGAUUAUUAAAUUUGGGAGUAGAUAAUUUUCAAUGAUUUAUGGCAAUUAGGUUUGGUUUCAGCAGCAUUUUCAUAUAAUCUAUCUUAGAUCUUAUUUGAGCCACUUUUUGUCUAAAGAAACUAAGUGAUAUCUGAUUUAUCUGAAAAAUAUAACUUUUCAGUUUUUGAUUUCGCUUUAGCAAAGAAAGAAGCUAGAUUAAAACAAUUAAGAACAGAAUUAACAAGUGACAGUAGUAAUGCAGCACAUUUCUGAAUUAAUUAUUAA